This is a messenger RNA of Zeugodacus cucurbitae (melon fly), 3032 nucleotides long. RefSeq names its product coiled-coil domain-containing protein 40 (gene l(2)41Ab). Bases 168 to 2930 code for a protein of 920 amino acids. The transcript is spliced from 6 exons. Gene Ontology annotation, cellular component: cytoplasm. Gene Ontology annotation, biological process: axoneme assembly. The record is from RefSeq and is a predicted model, not a curated record. NCBI's taxonomy places the organism in Eukaryota, Metazoa, Arthropoda, Insecta, Diptera, Tephritidae.
GAAUCUCCAAAGCAACAUACUGCAAUAUCAGUCGCUUUACAGAAACGAACGAGAAAAUAUAUUUAUCAAAACGCUUACAAUUUGUGAAAACUAUUAACGCUUACAAAAUAAUAAUUAAUAUUUUAUAGAAAUCUACAACGAGGGAAGGAAUCAAACCGAUUGCCAAUAUGAGUGAUGAAAAUAAAACCGAAAACGCAGCACAACCGGUCUCGGGUGUUGAUUCCGGGCCGGAGCCGCGUUCAGAAUCCGAACAGGAGCGUGCAACAAAUGACACGCACUCUGAGUGUGACUUCGCACGUCUACCGGAGGCGCCUCAGCCCCCCGAACCGGAGCCAGUACGCUUAGCUCUACUGCCACCAGACCACCCACUUUUGCAGAAGUUCCAAGCCAAUCUAAAAGACUAUCUGCUGCGCACGAAGGAACAGCUCAAGAAUGAAAUUGCCGAGAUCAAAUAUCAACUGAAGCUUAAGGAGGCGGCACGCGAGGAGCAGGGCGCCAAACUAUAUGACUUGCAACAGGGCAUUAAUCGGCAAAAUGAACAGCUAGAAGAUUAUGUACAGCAGAUACAAACUAAUAUGCAGAAACGUGUCGAGAUGGAGGGAGCUGUGACACAGCUCAAAGAGGAGUACGAACAACGUUUGCAAACGAAGAAGGAGCAAAAGCAGAAAUACAACAAACGUAUGGUCGAAUUGGAGAAUAUGAACACGCUGGAGGGGCACAUACGCAAUUGGGCCGAUGAGGUGAAUGACGAAGUGAAGAACGCCAAACGUAUUGUGAAUCGCGAUACGCAGUUGCAAAAACAACUGUCCGAGGAUAAGAAGAAAUCCGAUAUGCUCUUCUAUCACCUGGAUGUCGAGGUGAAGCGGAAGGAACACGAAGUCGAGGUUGUGCGCAGUGAGUUGCAAGAUAUGCGCGACAUAACCGAAGUGCUCAAGACGAGCAUCAAUGAUGCCAAUACUGACUUGGAGGUACUGCAGACUGAGCAUAAACGCUUAACGCAAGCUUGGAGUGAGGUCAUUGUAGCCAUACAGCAUCGUGACAAAAUACUCUAUCAAGCACAACAGUCGAUGGGCAAAGAACAGGAAUCCAUUACACUCAACACCAUGAGUAUUGAGUCCAUUAAAAAACAGAUAACGAAGGAGACAAAACAAAACGAAAAACUGGAAUCGUUCAAAUCGCGACUUUUAGCCGAUUGUGGAAACCUUAAACGUGAAUGUCAAAAGCAAGCUGAAACACUAUUGGGUUUGCAAGUAAAGCUCGAUGAACUGCCGCUGUGGUUGCAACAGAACGAAAAGGAUUUGAUCGAAGCAAAUCGUGAGGGCACAAAUUUGGAAACCGAAUUGCGCAGAAUGCAAUGGAAAAGCGAUAAACUAUAUGAGAAGAAAUAUCAAAUAGAAGAGAACAUGCUCAAGUUGGCACAAGAUCAACUAAUCACCGACAAAGCCAGUCAAUAUCGCUUGAAACUCUUGCGCGAAGCACAAGAAACUCGCCGGGGUACCGAACUAAACUUGGCUAUUGUACAAAGUCAACUCUCAGACACGCUGCUGGAUACAGAGCGUUACCGUGGCGUAUUGGUGAGGUUGAAUCAAGAUCACGAUGAUUUGGAAAAGAAAAUGUAUAGCGUAGAUAACAAUGCCGAACUGAUUAUAGCCGAGAUGCAUGCGCUGGAAACACAAAUCGAUAUCAAAUUGAAGAAGAUUGAUCGCUUAUCAAGUCGCCUGGACGAUAUAAAUCGCUUAGGCGAAGAAGCUGCUUACAGUGUGCAAACCAAGAAGAUCAAGUUAUUGGAGCGCGGUAUAAUAGCCACCGAACAGCAAAUACGAGAGCUGCAACAAUUUUGGUUGAUGAUGCAAAAUCACUAUGUAAAUCUGUCGGAAAAACGCAGUACUCAACUUACCGAAAUACAGGUCACACAAAAACAACUCAGUGUAGUUAAGCAGAAAACGCUGAAAAUCGAUGUUGAUCUACAAAAGCAGGAAGAGGCCUCAAAAGAACUCGAUCACGAUAUACAAAUCUUCUUGACCAAAUUGGAACUCUUAAAUAAGAAGAUGUGCAAUGCGCGUCACCAACAUGAUACAGAGGAGAACGAAUGCCAGAUGGAGCAUAAUGAGCUUGUACUCAAAUUGAAGGAUCACGAAAUGAAUGUAUUAAAUAUGGAGGCCGAAAUUGAUGAGCUGCAGGAUGAAAUCGAUCAUUACAAAGACUUGGUGCUGGACAAACAUCGCGAAUCAUUGUCGUGGGAGACCAAAUACAAGCUCAUCGAAGAGACAUUACGUUGGCGCAAAGAUGAAACGAGCCUCACGAGCGAAAUCGGCAAUAUGAAAUCAGAGAUACAUCGCAUGAAGAUACGCUUUCAGCAUUUGGCGCGCGCUCAAGAGAAGCUCGCACAAGAUUUGCAGCACGGUGUGGCACAUCGUGAACACAUCUAUAUAGCCGCGUCCGCGAAGAAACUAGCCGAGGUGAAAGCGCAACGCAUGAAGACUGGCAUUUCGUCGCAACAGAAAGUUAUCGACUUGCGUAAUCGCUUGAAGAAAAUUCAAAAUGAGAUUAGUGUUAUUAGCGAUGAACAACUGGUGAAGGUCACACGUGACAACGAACGUAUAAGCGCCGAUUUAACGCGUCUGUACGAGGAUAUUGAACGCGAGAAGGCACUUGAUGUGGAACUACGUCAGAAGAUCGAUGAGAACCUAUUGCUGAAACAUUACAACUUAGAACGCAUCGUGCGCAAACAAAAUCGCGCGAAAUCAUAUCGCCGUUUGGGUUUGGGCACGACUUCACCAAAAGUACGCUCUGAGACUACAUUGAAUCAGCUGGUACAAAAACAAAUGGAAAUAAAUGAUAAUCUACUCGAGGUGGUACAAAUUCUGAACACCGAGUUUCCGGAGAAGAAAAAAUUCUUCGCCAAAGUCACACAAGUGCUGCGAGAUUAAUUUUGUGCAGACAAGUCUUGAGUUUCGCUAUAUUUGAUAUGAUUUUUGUAUGAGUUAAUAAUAUUUGGAAAUAUAUUUUGGUCAUCAUUACUAAAAAAUUAA